AUGGAAACCGAUGGGUCCCGGUGGAACUGUUACCCCGACGACACGGUAAGAUAUUCCUCGUAUGCAUCUUCACAGGAAAACUUGAAAUACGCGAAGUAUGAAAACUUUAAUUGCAGUGAGAUAUACGACACAUAUGGGAAAUUGUUCGGCGACAUCGGUGACUCGACAAAAUAUGUCAUUUCCCCAACCAAGUUGUCGCAGCGUGGUUUUGACUUUAGCACAAAUGGCGACAGGGAGUUCGACGGCAAUACGAUGCCCAUCAACGCGGAGGCAACCGAUUCCAAUGGCAGUCCAGUAGAAGGUAGAGCAGGCUCACUGAUGCUUAUAUCCGGCAGUCGUAACGACGACAAAGGAAAUGCAAAAACAGGAAACGUAGAGGGAAGAAGAAAAUGUACGGUGCCCGAGAUGUUUCAGCGUCCCUUGAGCACAUGCUUACUGUUGGAAAGGAUCUCGACUCCAUCGCGAGAUCGUAUCAAAAUGGUGUAA
Messenger RNA from Fraxinus pennsylvanica, 486 nucleotides. Lineage: Eukaryota; Viridiplantae; Streptophyta; Magnoliopsida; Lamiales; Oleaceae. The record is from the annotation of a GenBank genome assembly.